Molecule: messenger RNA, 896 nt
Organism: Amoebophrya sp. A25
Lineage: Eukaryota; Dinophyceae; Syndiniales; Amoebophryaceae
Source: the annotation of a GenBank genome assembly
AUGUCGGCAACCAUCGAGGCGCAGGUUUUCAUCAACUACUUCGGAAAGCACGUUUCCACUUUGUGCGAGAUCCCUGGACAAACGGUGUAUCCGAUUAAGGAAAUCUUUGCCGAUGAUCUUCUUAAAGAAUUCAUUACACCUUCUGUGGCCUCGAGCACAGCUGCUAGUGCAGGCAACGACCACCUCCAGGACCAGCAAUAUUAAGGCGACCGCGGACGCAUUCUAGACAGCAAUAUGGCUAUUUAUGUCCGAAGACGAAAAGCAAAGCCAAGGAUGCUCUCUAGGAUGCGAAGGUGAUAGAUCUAACAUGACCACGGCGCGGCAGGAGGCAACUACGACCAUGCACGACUAGAUCGGAACAAUUUUCAUUUUGCACAAAAUCAAAGCUUUGGAUCCAGAAGUACCACAGCAGCUACUGGCUUCGCAGGGCAGAGAGCGUUACGGAUUAUAUUAUUACAUCAUCGUCGUUCUCCGUUAAUGUAGAAGUUCCCUCGUCCACCUCAGUCUUAUAUCAAUAUGUCUUAUCAUUUGAUGAUCACUAUAGACACCCUCGACUACAACCGUUCUGCUAAUUAUUGGUUAUCCCUCUGAGAAAUGGGAAGACAGCAAAAGCGGUGUUUCAGAAAAUCGUAAUGAUCGUGUUGCUUCAUCUACUUCUAAUAAGAAAUGGCCCCUCAUCUUCUACCUCCUCUUCGUCAUCGUAUCUGACGCCUCUCUCCAAGGAGUUACGCAAUAUUCCGCGGGUCGCCAUUGAGAGUGGAGCUUUCUCGAUAGAGAAAUUUGAUGCAGGGUUGAUUGUGCGAACAAUCGAGUACAUAGCACGGGAGGUGGAACGCGGGGAGUACGUUGGGGCUAUCCUCAUCUUCGUGCCAGGUUGGAGGGAGAUUCUCGAUGUG